UUUGACAAGGUGAACCGGAAAUACUCCCGUUUGCUAUGUUCGAAGAUCCUGUGUCUUCGGUUUCUGGUACAAACAAUGCAGGUACUGCACUCUUGAUUUUCAUUCACUCCAAAUUAAAGUGUACCUUUUUUCCUUUUCGCAUUUAAAUCAAUAUUCUUAUCGUCAACUAACUCCUGAAUGACCUUUUGUAGGGCUCGCAGUAGCUGUGUAUGCUUGCAAAACGAGGCAAAGUUAGCAUUAGCUAGUUUGGUUUGAAUUGGGUAUAACAAUGGCUCCAGAAUAAAGGUUGUCAAAUCCGUGUUACUUACUCACUGGAUGAUUUUUGGUGUAUUCUUUGUGUUUUUCUGCUCAUCUUCUGCUGUCCCACAGCAAAGAGAGGAGAAGCAGCUGGAGGCGUCUGUGGAGUCGCUGGUCUCUCGGGUCGCGCACGUCAAAAGCGCUCUGCACAGUUUCAUCUAUAAACUGGAGAAUGAAUAUGAGAGAUUAACAUGGUAGGUAACCUGAAGAACUCAGGAGUUUAUGCUGGUGCUGUUGGAUACUCUGUGGUAUCAGACCUAUACACACGCACCACAGGUCAAAUAAGGUCCUUAUUAAAAGUUAGCAUUUUCACCGGAGAGCGGUUAGGGGAGAGUGGGGUAAGAUGAGCCAUUUUUCACAUUUCAAAUCACUACAUCAAGGCAAUCAUAGUGUUGUCUCUAACUAGUGUAUCUGCAUAUAUUUCAAGAUGUUCAUCCCUGUAAACCAACAGAAGGAGUGUAAACCAGAGACUGUAUAUAGAAUGGACAGAGUCUGCCUCCUUGCUGGGUGAAGCCACUCCAAGAACAGCACCCUCUGUUGACGGGCUGCAGUAUUGGUCAUAAAUCUCGCCUACGCCAGCAAAACUUAUGGAGCUGUGGAUAAACUUUAGAAAUUUAUUACACAGAACAUAAAUUUUUCUCCCCCCUGCUUGUGAUGUUGACAUGUAGUUACAGUAAGGCUGGUUUGUGCUCAAGUCCUCUUUUUUCUGUGAAGCUCCUUUUUUAAAAGUAAUUAGGGGGUUCAUGUUUUCUAUGAUUGACACCUGAUACAGCCUAUUGGCGUUCAGGGAUUGCAUAGCUCACCCGGGGAUACGCUGUUUGAGCCAAGCGUCAUCACAGCAACUCUCCCGCUGAAUGCGCACAACGCUACUGCGCAAUGCUGGUUUCAGGAAAUGAAGAAAAAUCGCAGAAAUACAGAAACCUUUUUGGCUUCAAAUCCAUAUACUGGCGGGAGGCAGAACCAAGUUGUCCAUAGUAUAUACAGUCUAUGGUGUAAACAUAACUGUCUUGUGUUAUAGCAUACCAAAAAAAGUAGUCUCCUAUGGUCAACUUACCCUGUGUAUGGGGUAAGUUGACCAUAGGAGCGGGUUAAGUUGAGCCGUAUCCCUACUAACCCCCCCCCCCCCCCCCCACUCUCCACCCCAGCCCUCCUUCAUCUUGUCUCUCCCUAAAAAAACAGUCACUUCUUCACAUUCAUGUGUAUUUUAUCUAUUAUACACUGAACUGGUACAGUAAUUCUUUUUAUUAUUAUAGCAUAUAACUGUUAAAAAGCUGUUUUGUUAAAAGCCAUUUUAGCACAAGAAUGCCUUUAAGUGGUUCAGAACAUUCACAGCUGUAUUUUUGAAAAGACAAAGUAACACAUUUCAACAAUCUGAACUGAAACUCUGAUCCUCUCAUCAGACUCCUAAGGAAACAUGAAUUGUACACUUACAUUUGUAUACAAACACCUUUCAUCUUUUCAAUUACUUAAAACACAGAUUUCCCUCCCAUGAUUAAUGAAGUAUGUGAAAUACAUAAAUGUAUAGAGAUAAUGAUAUAAAACCAAUUAGGUUAAAUAUCUUAACUAUCACAAGCACAUAUGCCUAAAUGUGGAUGCUUAUUUGCCUCACAUGCUGUGAUCUGUGUUUGUCUCGUUCAGGCCCUCUGUUUUGGACAACUUUGCUCUUCUGUCUGGUCAGCUGAACACAAUCAACAAACUUCUGAAGAAUGAGAAGACACCGUCUUUUCGCAACCAAGUCAUAAUACCACUGCUCCUGUCUCCAGACCGAGAUGAGGAUUUAGCUGUGAGUAUUGAAGCUGCCGAGUGAUGUGCCAGCUUCUUUGAGAAUCACACCAACUUAUGGUUUACCUCUUCUGCUUGUUCCUUCACAGAAACUCACAGAGCAGCGCGUGCCAGUCUUCAGUCAUGAGAUUGUACCAGACUACCUGAGAACCAAGCCUGAUCCUGAAGUGGAGGAGCAGGAGAAGCAGCUGAGUGCAGAGGCAGCACGCAUCGGCCCAGAUGUGGCACAGGUCAGUUACAUACAGAAUGAGCGAAUGAAUGUUGUCUCUGGAGUAAGCAAUGGUUUCACUGUUGGGGGGGGGGGGGGUUAUGAAAUCAUCUUCCCGGACAGAAAUGGUUAUAUAAUCAUCUUCCUUACAUUUCUAACAUAAGGGAAAUACCUUGCAUUAUUCAACUCUGGUUUAAUUUCUACCAACAGAAACAGAUUCAGACGUUAAAUAAAUUGUGUUCCAACCUGCUGGAGAAGCUCAACAAUCCUCGUGACGACAGAGAUGCAGAAAGUGCAGGUGUGUUGCAAUUAGAUUGUCCAUAUAGUCAACCACAAGCUGAUUCAUGAAUUUAACACUGCCAACUUUUCUGACUGUUUCCCAGCAAUACGUCAGAACAAACCAUCUUUCAACCCUGCUGACACUAACGCUUUGGUUGGAGCUGUUGCAUUUGGAAAAGGGCUCUCCAAGUGUCGGCCUCCUGGCCAGGUAGCCGCUGGCCAUCCAGGGCAGGGGCCCAUGAUAAGUGGAGGUCCGACCUUACAGCAGGUUACUAUCGGUGGGGGUUCAAGCCAGCAGGCAGGUAUCGGUGGACCUGUGGCUCCUCAGCAGCAAGGGCAGCCAGGUAGGAGACCUGGAGAACUGGGUUAGUAUUUCACACACAAAGGCUAAGUGUUUGUUUUAUAAUAAACUACACCACAUGUGUUUACACUUUAAAAACAGAGAAGAUCGCUAAACCAAGGCAGUUCUGACGACCAACUCUGUCUGUUCUUCAAUUUCUGACCUUUAUUUUGAGAGUAUUCUGAUCAUUUCUGUUUGAAAACUUCUCUAUUUAAAGAAUAUGGAUGGAUUUAAUAAGAUUUAAUAGAUUCUAAAUGAAGGGUAUAUGAAAACAGAUUAUUAUUAGGUAUUUUAAAAACUUUUAGGCACAUCAUCAGACCACAUAGAGCAAUAAUUGGUUACUGGUCAGAAAUAAAUUGUCAUUUUUUUUCAUACAGUUUUCAAAGAUGUUUUCAGGGUUAGGGUAAACCUGUUUGUGUCUCUCUGCUGUCAUUGACCAUGCUGCUGGACACCUUAUCAUCCAAGAGACCUGCUCUCUCAUAUGUGCACAUACAGUCUAUCGGAUAUUUUAGAGUAAGAGCAUACUCUGAGAUGGAACAAUUAGGGGUCUGAAUGGUAUCACCACAAUCUGGAUUAUUAUAGAGUAAUUUAAAGGGAUAUUCUGGCAUAAAUCUAAAUUAUGGUCAAACACACCGUAACAGAUGAUCGAGAGAUGAAUGUUGCCGCUUGCUUCUCUAGUUAUAUCAACUUUAGUAACAACCGCACGAUAGCAAUACACAGUGGUCUGAAGAGCCAUACACAAACCUCAACCAAAGAGUUACUCUAUAGCUACAAAUAAUGCUCAGAACAGCACCUAACUUCAUCAACAGUACAUGUAGGGUCCCAGCCAUAGUACUAGCCACCAAACAUCUUUUUAGCUUUGCCCAAUUUCUUUAGCAAAGAGACUAAACACAACUCACCUUCUCUCUUCCAGCAGCCGCUUAUUUGUACGGAGAUUUCAGGCGAGUCCAUUGCGGACUGCAGUGGGGUGAUGCAGCUCAAGGAAUAACAUUUAUGAUAAUUUCUAUAUCAUUUCCUUGAAGUGAUAAUCAUCAUAAUAAUCAUUUUGCACUGCAGAUGUGGUAGUUCUUCGGCCAUAGCGUCUCAGUCUGAUUGCAUUUCCGUGACGUAAUGAGCAUAAGUAUUCUUCCUUGAACUGCGAAACUGCACUGCACUUGAUGAUCGACUCGUUAGGGCUCCCCCGCAAACAAGCGGCUGCUGGAAGAGAGCAGGUGAGUUGUGUUUAGUCUCUUUGCUAAAGAAACCAGGCAAAGCUAAAAAGAUGUUUGCUAGUACUAUGGCUGGGACCCUAUAUGUACUGUUGAUGAAGUUAGGUGCUGUUCUGAGCAUUAUUUGUGGCUAUAGAGUGCCGUUUUGGUUGAGCGCAUAUCUGUUUUGUUACGGUGUGGUCGUUACUAAAGUUGGUAUAGCUCGAGAAGCAAGCAGUCGGCAACAUUCAUCUCUCGAGGGGGUGUCUAACUCGGUGUUACGAUGUGUUUAACCCUAAAUUAAUCUUAUGCCGCAAUAUCCAUUUAAUGGUCAUUGGCCAAAGCCCCAGAGCAGAGAAUUCGCUCUCCUUUUUACUUCAUAACACUGCUGCUGCAUUACUUUCUUUGCAUGGAAUUAUUUUUACUUCUCUUUUUAUUUUGCUUUAAUUAUUAAAUGUAAUUAAAAUAAACCAAAUUAUUCCCAUCAAACAUGAGGUCUGGUGAAAAACUAAAGGGUAAAAACAAAAGUAAUAGAUGGCUGAGAGAGCUAAGCUGUUCAUGACCAACACAUCACUUCAUUUUAAGAGCACAAAUAUUGUAUUCACAUAUUUUGAGAAUAGGUGUUGAUAAUUAUUUUAGCGCCGUAAGAGUCAGUUAUUUCCUUUUACAAGAUCAGAAAAGAUUUUUUUAUUGUUUUUCACAAGAUUAGGGACUAUGAAAUUUGCUCUGUCACUCUUGAUUUCAUGAAUAAAAGUGGUUAACUGCUGCAUCCGUACUAGACUGAACAGGUAACCAGGUUAGCACUGAAAUCAAGCAAAUAGUGUGUCACAUACAGUCUCUGUUAGUAUUCUACACAGAUACUUUGGUUACACUUUGAUUCAUACAAACAUUUCUUUACAUUUUGGUCCUUUAUCAAUUCUUGAUUCCCUUGUAUUUUCGUUUACAACCUCAUCAUUUCUUUUCGUAUGUGUAUCUAAACAGUUUGGAACAAUAAUCUGUGUUAAAUCUAUAUUUUUGGUGAUAUUUUCCCUUUCUUUCUUUUUAGGUAAAAUGCCAAGCAGCAUCAAGACAAACAUCAAAUCUGCGUCCAGCUCAAUGCAUCCUUACCCACGAUGAGCUUUAAAUGUCUUCUUUCUUCACUCAGCAUUUGUUCCAUCUCAGAGACUUGAUGUAAACAGAGGCUUUUCACCUUUCUGUCCUUAAAAUAAAGACCCUUUUAUUCUUGUGUAAUGGCCCAGCUUUUGUUGAGGUGAUUUCUCUGAUGUCUCAGAUAUUACAUUAAAAACAAUCAGGUAUUAAAUGUUCGUAUUUGCAGCCGUAGAGGUUGCGAGUCGAAAUGUUGACAUCAUACUGGUGCAGUUUUCUUUUGAGCCCCCAGAUGGCAGUAUGUCAUCAUUUAUCUGCUGUACAUGAAGCUUUAUAUUUGACUUGUUUUUUCAAAUAAAACAUGACAAAAGAG
Molecule: messenger RNA, 5552 nt
Organism: Xyrichtys novacula (pearly razorfish)
Lineage: Eukaryota; Metazoa; Chordata; Actinopteri; Labriformes; Labridae
Source: the annotation of a GenBank genome assembly